This is a messenger RNA of Striga hermonthica, 1083 nucleotides long. Lineage: Eukaryota; Viridiplantae; Streptophyta; Magnoliopsida; Lamiales; Orobanchaceae. The record is from the annotation of a GenBank genome assembly.
AUGCCUUCUUAUCCAAUUCCACAGACUUCAGAGCAACCUUCUUUUACCCAAUCACAAAAUUUAAUGAACAUGAAUCAAUCUCAGUAUAUGUGGACAAUGCCGCCCCAAUAUGGCAUUCCGAAUGCAUUUGGGAUGCCUUAUCAACAAGAAAAUUUCAUGCCGACUGGAUUUUCCAGUAGUUCCACUGAAGUCCCAAGACCUUGCACGGCCCCGGAGGUUGAAGGACUUGACAACAUUUGCCUUGAUACGGACUCAGAAAAAAGAAAAGAAGUUGAGCCUAAAAGAUGCGGUAAAGCGACAGCAAUGCCGUGGACACAUGAGGAGGAUGUUUUACUAUGUCGAGCUUUCUGUACCAUCUCAAGUGAUCCGGUCAUUGGCGCUCAACAAACGUCCGACGGUUUUUGGAGGCGAAUUACACAGUAUUAUAAUGAGGCCGGUCAUGCACGAAACCUCAUUCAAAGAACUAUGGAGUCAGCAAAAUCGCAUUUUUAUGUUUUCCAUAGAGAUUGUAUCAAAUUUAAUGCAUCGAUAAACAGGUUUCGGGCUGAUCAAAGAAGUGGUGAAAAUGAUGCAAUUGUUUUGCAGAAUGCAUUAAUGGAGUGGAAUAGCGAAGGAAAAAAGAAAGGAGGGUUUAAAUGGCUUCAUUGUUGGGAAGUUUUGAAAGAUAAUGCCAAAUUCGAUGGAGCAUCUCACACAUCUCGAAGUGGAAAGAAAGCUAGAAUAAUUGAUACUGGAGAUCACACUUCUGGCUCUGGGCAAGAUGUUGAGCCUAGUGGUGAUGUUGAAGACAGGUAUGUGCGUCGACCAAUUGGCCAAAAAGCAGCAAAGGCAGGGAAGAGAAAGGGAAAAACAACUGCAGGAGGGAGCACCGGUCCAGAUGUUGGACGUCUGUUGGCUGAGAUUGGUGAGGUUAAAGAAAUUCAUUUAAAGAAACAAAAGGAUUUGGAAAAGUUGGUUCGUAUAGAGUCAUGGAAGACGUACAGAGAAAUGCUAAAGGAGGAUACUUCAACCAUGACAGAAGAAGAAUUGCAAGCCCACCAGGGACUUCUUGCUGUGCUUAAAGAAGAACUGGGUCUCAAAUGA